Molecule: messenger RNA, 897 nt
Organism: Solanum dulcamara
Lineage: Eukaryota; Viridiplantae; Streptophyta; Magnoliopsida; Solanales; Solanaceae
Product: GRAS family protein RAM1-like
Exons: 1
Coding region: 1-897 (298 amino acids)
Biological process (GO): regulation of DNA-templated transcription
Cellular component (GO): nucleus
Molecular function (GO): DNA-binding transcription factor activity; sequence-specific DNA binding
Source: RefSeq, a predicted model, not a curated record
AUGGAAGAGUUUAUCAUGGAUCCUGAACCUGCUGAAUUUGCAAAGAGGCCAUUGUAUGCCUACCGCCAAGCGACUAAAUUCACUGGAAUACAAGCCAUCUUAGGUUGUACAAUAACAGCAAAAAGGGUUCAUUUGAUUGAUCUUGCUAUAAAAAGUGGAUCACACUGGACAACGUUUAUGCAAGUUGUUGCUGAUCGAGAUGAAUGCCCACUGGAGCAUCUCAAAAUAAGUGCUGUUGGAAGAUCUAAAAAGAUGAUGGAAGAUGUAGGGAGGAGAUUGUCAGCUUUUGCUGCUGAGACAUUAGCAAAUGUAUCUUUUUGCUUCAGAACAGUUGUUUCAGACUUGAAGAAUCUUAAGACAGAUUUGUUCGAUGUAGAGGCUGAUGAAGUCGUUGCAUUUUACUCAGAUACAAUUCUUUGGACUAUGUUAGCUUGGCCUAAUGAACUUGAAUCUACGAUGGAGGUUAUUAGAAGCCUUAACCCUUGCAUAAUGGUGGUCAUUGAACCAGUAGCAAACACAAAUUUACCAAAUUUUAUAGAUUCUUUAGACGAGUCUUUAGCUUACUUCAGUGCUGUUGCUGAUUGUUUUGACGUUCACCACAAGGGUGUAGCAAUAUCUGGAGGAUUUUACAUACAAAAAAUCAUCAGAAGUAUGAAAACAUAUCACGGAGAAGAGACUGUUCCCCGCCAUGGUAAUCUUAAAGUGUGGAGGGACUUGUUUGCCAGGUUCCAUAUGGCGGAAACAGAACUGAGCCACUCAUCCUUGUGCCAAGCAAGUUUACUGUUUGAGCUGCCCAAAUUCCGCGGAUUGUGCACCUUUGAGCUGGAUAGAAAAUGGCUAGUUAUCAGUUGGAAAGGAACCCCAAUUAUCUCUGCUUCUGCCUGGAAGUUUCAAUAA